CGGUGAUCAUGUUGGGACUGGCGCUCCAUAUGACCUGGGCAUCCGAUGCAUCACACAACGCUCAGGCUACUAUCCCAGACAUAGGUGUACUUCAACUCUUGUGGUUGGGUCAUCGUUCAGCGUCUAUCAACGACAUUCUGGAAGAUGUGGAGCAUCCGACAGAAGCCAAUUUGCGGCGAGCAGGCAUGAUAGAUGUUUGUUUUGCAAAAAAAAUAUCUAACGAGGAAGAGUUUGGGAGUUCAAUUGCCAGCGAUAGUUUCUCUUCUGGGGUCGACCACGGUCGUGAUGAUGAGAUGUGAUUUAGGUUUGAGAAUAAAGGGGUGGUGGACUGCUGCUUAUUUAUACUAUGUCUUGUCUUUACGUUGUUCAUACUGCUCUGGUGCGGGAGGUUUGUAUUAUGGAUGUUUUGUUUUUGGUGUCGUUUCUCAAUUUAGAUGCUCUCUGAAAAACGAC
This is a messenger RNA of Suillus bovinus, 453 nucleotides long. RefSeq lists its product as uncharacterized. The record is from RefSeq and is a predicted model, not a curated record. NCBI's taxonomy places the organism in Eukaryota, Fungi, Basidiomycota, Agaricomycetes, Boletales, Suillaceae. The transcript has a single exon. The annotation marks the transcript as partial.